This is a messenger RNA of Oryzias melastigma (Indian medaka), 4012 nucleotides long. It is a transcript of the gene zyg11, whose product is annotated as zyg-11 homolog (C. elegans). The coding region runs from base 414 to 2753 and encodes 779 amino acids. Gene Ontology annotation, cellular component: Cul2-RING ubiquitin ligase complex. The record is from RefSeq and is a predicted model, not a curated record. The transcript has 17 exons. NCBI's taxonomy places the organism in Eukaryota, Metazoa, Chordata, Actinopteri, Beloniformes, Adrianichthyidae. Gene Ontology annotation, molecular function: protein binding.
UUCCGGUGUUGUGACCUUUGUUUACUGUCUGUUCGCUCCAGUCAAAAAAUAGUAGCUCGCCACUGCUCGACGUCGCCGUCGCCUCUCUAUGUUCGUAGUUUUGGUCGUUAGGCUAAAAAAGCGAUAUGAAGUCCAGCUCAGCUGACAGCUUCCGGCUCUUCUGCGAUUUUUCGCCUCAGAGACACCAACAAGUCAGCUAGCUAAGCUAGCUGCUCCGCUCCCCGACAGUCGCUGCUGCCUUUCCCUGUCGAGUUACUGCCUAACUGAACAGGUCAACCUCAAACCGACCAGACAGGAAGCUGCUGAAGCUCCGGAUGACAAAGAGGCAACGCUGCCCUAAAUAUAGCAGAUAAAGAGACACCAGUCUCAGUUACAUAAGCUAAAACCUAGAAAUACAUAUAUAAAUAUUGAUCAUGGCCUCUAGUUUCCUGAACACGGAUGACGCGUCCCCACCGGCUCUGACAGACCUGUGCCUCACCUACGUGAGCCAACACCUGGACUGUUUCUGCGUGAAGCGGCCGGACGGCUCCCUGUGCUUCAGAGAGGCUGUGCUCUUCCCACAGGAGCUGGCAGACCAGCUGCUGGCCAAGAUGGCCAUGGAAGGUCUACUGAACGACAGCACGGUGGGAGUGUUCAGGAACUGUGAACACCUGCGACUGCGGCGGGCCUGUGUGCGUACAGCACGGAUCUCUGCAGAGGCCUUCCAGAAAGCUCUGUGCCCUCACAGACUGCUGGAGCUGGAUGCCGCCAGGGUCAACGCAGACCUAACAAUCCCCGACAUUCUACAGGGGCUGGCCACCAAUAAAUACUGUCAGGAAUCCCUACAGCGUCUUGUCCUGACCGGCCUCACUAUGUCCUCUCUGGAGGAGCCAAUCUGGUAUCAGUUCAGCGCCCUCCAAGGCCUGCGCUCCCUCUCUUUAGCGAAUGUUGACUUCUACGACUGUGGGCUGGUUGAUGUGUGUUCCCUGCCACGUCUGGAGAGCCUCGACCUCUCCAACACCUCCAUCACUAACCUGACCCCAUUGCUGGGCCUGAAGGAGCGGCUGCGCUCGCUGACGUUACACCAGCUGAAGAGGCUGGAGAUGAGCACCGCCCAGCUGCUGGGAGUCAUAGGACAGUUGAAUGUAUUGCAGCACCUGGACAUCAGUGAUGACAAACAGUUCACGUCCGACAUUGCUCGUCAGCUGCUGGGGCAGCGAGGGAUCCUGCCAGCUCUGGUUUCCCUGGAUGUCUCAGGCAGAAAGCAGGUGACGGAUGCAGCCGUGAAAGCCUUCGUCGACGAGAGGCCGGGCAUGACUUUUGUGGGACUUCUCGCCACAAAUGCGGGAUUUUCCGACUUCCUUUCCGGAGGAGGGAACUUGAAGGUAACGGGCGAAGCGAACGAGACUCAGAUCUGUGAGGCUCUGCGGCGGUACAGUGAGAGGGAGGGCUUUGUGAGAGAAGCCCUUUUCCAUCUGUUCAGCCUGACGCACGUUAUGGAGAAACCAAGGCCUGACAUCCUGAAGCUUGUAGUUUUGGGUAUGAAAAACCAUCCUGCCACUCUGAACGUCCAGCUGGCAGCCAGCGCCUGCGUCUUCAACCUGACCAAGCAGGAGCUGGCAGCAGGAUUGCCAGUCCGACUGUUGAGUACCGUCACUCAGCUUCUUCUUGAGGCCAUGAGGACUUUCCCCAACCAUCAACAGCUUCAGAAGAACUGCCUUCUGUCUCUGUGCAGCGAUCGCAUUCUGCAGGAGGUGCCGUUCAACCGAUUUGAAGCUGCCAAACUUGUGAUGCAGUGGCUCUGCAACCAUGAAGACCAGAACAUGCAGAGGAUGGCUGUGGCCAUCAUUUCCAUUCUAGCUGCUAAGUUGUCCACAGAGCAAACAGCCCAGCUGGGAGCAGAACUGUUUAUAGUGAAGCAACUGCUCCACAUUGUGCGUCAGAAGGCAACUCAGGGCGUUGUGGACGCAACCCUGAAGUUCACCCUGAGCGCACUGUGGAACCUCACCGACGAGUCGCCCACAACCUGUCGCCAUUUCAUAGAGAACCAGGGCCUGGAUCUGUUUGUUAAAGUUCUGGAGGUACACGUGGAGAUCCUGCAGAGACUUCUCAAUCCUGUUUCUACAUUAAUGUGUAAACACAUUGCUGUUGGACUCACUGAUGGUUUUGUAUCCACAUUUUCAACCCUGCAGUGUUUCCCCAAUGAGUCUUCUAUUCAGCAAAAGGUUCUCGGUCUUCUAAACAACAUCGCUGAGGUGGGAGAGCUGCACGGAGAGCUGAUGGUGCAAGGCUUUCUAGACCACAUCAGCAAUCUGCUCCACAGUCCGGAGGUGGAGGUCAGCUACUUUGCCGCGGGCAUUCUCGCACAUCUAACAUCACGUGGAGAGGAGGCCUGGACGCUCAAGCCCAGUCUGCGCUCCUCUCUGCUGGAGCAGCUGCACGCGGUCAUCAUGAAGUGGCCAACACCCGAGUGCGAGAUGGUGGCAUACAGGUCUUUUAACCCCUUCUUUCCCCUUCUGGAGUGUUUUCACACCCCUGGUGUGCAACUGUGGGCGGCCUGGGCUAUGCAACAUGUGUGCAGCAAGAAUGCAUCUCGCUACUGCAGCAUGCUGUUGGAGGAGGGCGGCCUGCAGCAGUUAGAGCACGUUCACAAACACCUGCAGACCCACACAGACGUCAGGCUCCUGGCUGGGAGCAUUCUGGAGAACCUGCAGCGCCACCGAGCCCGCACAGGCCAGCCGGCACACACGAGCCACCGCCCGCCGCCGCAAUGACCUAUCCCAGAAAGUGCACCACGAUAACAAAAGGGGGCGUGGCCGGGCUGCCAUCACAGUGCAGGGAGUUUGUGUCUGCAGAACGAAUCCAUAUCCUGCACACAAACACGCACCAAAAGUCAACGGACUAACCGACAGAGACAUUGCAAUUCUUUGCACACUUGAACUGUAUUUAUUUUCUGUGUUUAUUUUGAAACAAAAGUAUCUCUGUGUAUAAAUCUUAUGGUUAAAAACAUAUAAUAUGAAAAGCUCUUCGUCAGUUAAGCUCAACAGUGAGUUUUUGUUCAUCCUGUUAGGCGUCAAGGGGACUUUCCUCCCAAAAAUACGAGACCUUGGAGCCUUUGGUUGAAUGCUGUGGUUGUCUGGAUCGGUGACCUCUUUAAACGUGUGCAUGGAGCCGCUUUCAGCUAAAGCAUGCAGGUCUGAAUGCUCAUUUUUAUUCGUUUUAGGAAUGCCUGUGUCUGUGAUUGUUUGCUGAAAGCCACAGCUUCGGGUCUGCAGUACUGCUGAAGCUUCUUCUGGAAUCCAUCAACCUUAUAUGGCAAAUCAUGAAGGUGUUAUUCCAAAAUUUGAGAAUCCAGAGGGCAGUCCAAGUAAGAGAAACACGUGAGCAUUCCUCUGGGUGGAAAUGCUGAUGUGGAACAGUCUGGAUAGAUCUGAGAUGCAUCUCUCUACUGUUUUAGAAAGUUUUUGUAUAUAUUAGGUUAAAGACAGAAAGCACUUCCUGUGUGUGAGUACGUCUGUGCAGCUGCUGCAUCUUCCAGACUGUGUGGAAAGUGUACAUAAUAGACGAGGGGGGAACUAUUCUGCACUGCAUGAAAAUUAUCGCCUGACUCUUUUCUCGUUACAAAGCAAACAGUGGCCUCAAGUCUGAAGUUCCCAUUAAUGCCCGUCACUGUUGGAGGCAAAGGAGAAGUCGCAGUUCAGAAGAUCUGCACAAACUCUACAAAAUGGUACUUUAUCAGCAAAGCAUACCUGCAGUUUACCUGCUCUGCAAAAGAUGGUCAUUUUGAGCUGGUUCUAAAGAUCCAAUAAUUUAUUUGCCCCCCCGAUUGAUUGGUAACUAAAAAGAUGAUGAAUUUUUUUUCUGUUGCUCCUAAAAGAUUUUAUUCCUGUCUCCCCCUCAGCAUCACCCAGCUGGAUUGCGAAAGAACCAUUUGAAAGUCGCAUUGUGUGUGUUGGUUUUUAGAUAGUGCCAUGUUGCUGCUCAGUCGCAUUUUUCAGUUUUUAAAAUAAAGAAUGUAUGCUGCCACAAAUGA